This is a messenger RNA of Alternaria atra, 1503 nucleotides long. RefSeq lists its product as uncharacterized. The coding region runs from base 1 to 1503 and encodes 500 amino acids. The record is from RefSeq and is a predicted model, not a curated record. Gene Ontology annotation, molecular function: iron ion binding; heme binding; monooxygenase activity. The transcript is spliced from 5 exons. Lineage: Eukaryota; Fungi; Ascomycota; Dothideomycetes; Pleosporales; Pleosporaceae.
AUGGAGGUGGAUAAGCUCACUAUAACUGUGGGCUUUGCCGCCGUCAUCUCGACUUACUGGCUCAGCAAGACGAUUUACAACCUCUUCUUCCAUCCUUUGGCUGGCUUCCCUGGUCCGCGCUGGGCAGCUGGAUCGUACCUUCCUGAAUUCUAUUACGACAUCCUACAAGGCGGGCGAUAUUACAAGAAGGUCAUCCAGAUGCACAAGAAGUAUGGCCCACUUGUACGAGUCAAUCCCGAUGAGCUCUCAUUCAACGACCCCCUCUUCUACGACAAGGUCUACUCAGGUGGCGGACAGAAGCGCAACAAAAACCCAGGUCUCACAACUACGGCGCCCACAUCAGUAAUCUCGACAAACGACCAUGAUCUACACCGGCAACGUCGAGGUUAUAUUACCAACCUGUUCUCAAAGAGAUCUAUCUUGGACCUGGAAUCGGCCAUUCAGUCCAAAGUCGAUAAGUUAGUCAUGCAUAUGAAGGAAGCCUAUCGUACUGGAGAGACGCUCAUUGGACCUCUCAUGUUUGGCAGCCUAGCGGUGGACGUCAUCUCACACUAUGCGUACGGUGAGAGUUUUGGAGAUCUCGACAAGCCUGGGUUCCCUUGCGAACUCGAGCGAGACGUCAAAGGCGUAGUAUUGACUGCGCAUGUGCGCCGAUUCUUUCCCGCUAUUGACGCGCUCAUGAUACGUCUUCCAACCUGGCUAAUCGCCCGUAUAAGCCCUUCCAUCGUUAGCUAUCUGGAUUUCGAGAACCGGAUCACGAAAUACUCCAAAGAAGCCCUCAAGAAAAGCCAAGAAGGAAGAUAUUCAACCAAACCUAGGACACUGUUCGACGCACUAAUCGGCCCCAAGGUUCCUGUGCCCGAGAAGACGCUCCAACGAUUGAAAGAUGAAGGUACGCUCAUCUUGUUCGCCGGUGUAGAUACCACGGCCCGAUUCUUGACAUGUACCAUGUGCUACUUGAUCAUGUAUCCUAAUAUACUGGCGAAACUGCGUGCAGAGCUACGAUCCUAUCCCACCUCGACCUGCACUCAGCUUGAAGCUCUGCCAUAUCUGACUGCGGUCAUCAAUGAGUCACUCCGAUAUGAAUGUUCCUUUACAAGUCGCUUUCCACGCUUACUCGUCGAGCCGCUUGCUUACAAGGAUAGGCUCAUACCUUCGGGUACUACCAUCGGUGCAAUGCCAUAUCUACUGAACAGCCACCCCGAAGUAUUCCCUGAUCCUCACGUCUUCAGACCCGAGCGAUGGAUCGAAGCCAAAACCCGCGGAGAACAUCUCGAGAAGUAUCUCGUCACCUUCACGAAGGGUAGUAGAGCGUGUCUUGGUAUCAACCUUGCAUACGCCGAAUUGUACCUCACAGUCGCAGCAAUGGUUCAGAACUUCGACCUGAAGCUCGUAGACUCCUCUAUCGAGAACAUCACUCCAGACCGAGACUUUGGUCUGGCUUUCGAUAAGGACUACAACUUCGGUGUCAACUUCAGAGUUACCAAGGUACUGCGAGAGUGA